UCUUGCAUGCUGGUUUGUAGUUCCCUGGGGUCUGAUUGAAUGAUUCUUCCUACCAGUGUUGCUCAUUUCUUGGAAUCACGUGGAAUGAUAGAGGAAGCAUUAGAAGUUGCUACAGACCCUGACUACAGAUUUGAACUAGCCAUACAGCUGGGUAAAUUAGAUAUUGCAAAGGAGAUUGCCGUAGUGGCACAGAGUGAGUCCAAAUGGAAGCAGUUGGGUGACCUAGCCAUGUCUAGUGGAAGGCUUGAGACGGCAGAGGAGUGUUUGAAGCAUGCAAAUGACUUGAGUGGUUUGUUGCUACUCUAUUCUUCUCUAGGAGAUGCUGAAGGAAUAACUGAACUAGCUUCUUUUGCAAAAGAGCACGGGAAAAACAAUGUUGCAUUCCUUUGCAUGUUCCUGUUGGGUAAAGUGGACGAGUGCAUUCAGCUGUUGGUUGACAGCAAUCGGGUACCUGAGGCUGCAUUUAUGGCAAGAUCUUAUCU
Nicotiana tabacum (common tobacco) is the source of this 482-nucleotide messenger RNA. NCBI's taxonomy places the organism in Eukaryota, Viridiplantae, Streptophyta, Magnoliopsida, Solanales, Solanaceae. The record is from RefSeq and is a predicted model, not a curated record.